AUGUCUUUACUUCGAUUUUGUUUCCGUAAAAAUUUCUUCGUCUUUCGUUCUUCUGUUGGCGUUGGUUGCUUUUCAAGGGAAAUAUCUACCCAACAAACUAAAAAACUUGACUUACGAGGCAUUUUCCCUCCAAUCACUACACCUUUUACUUCCAAAGGUUCGAUCGAUUUUGAAAAACUAUCAAAAAAUAUGAAACGCUGGAACGAAAUUCCUUUUAAAGGUUAUGUUGUCCAAGGAUCCAAUGGAGAGUAUGUAUAUUUGAACACAUCAGAACGCAUUGAUUUGGUACGACGGGUUGCACAUUUGGCAAAUGAUAAGCUCAUUAUUGCUGGAUCAGGUUGUGAAUCCACUGCUGUCACAAUUGAACUCACAAGAAAGAUGGCUUCAGCUGGAGCCAAUUGUGCUUUGGUUAUUACCCCUUCAUUCUAUAAAGGAGCCAUGUCAAAUGCAAGUUUUAAGACACAUUUUCUCAAGAUUGCUGAUGACAGUCCUAUUCCAAUUUUGUUGUAUAAUGUACCUGUGAACACAGGAUUAGACUUAGACCCAAACAUAAUUCUGGAAUUAGCAGAUCAUCCCAAUAUAGUUGGAUUGAAAGACAGUGGAGGAGAUAUUUCAAAAAUUGGAAAUUUGGUGUUUGCCACCAAAAAUAAAGACUUCCAGAUUUUAGCAGGAUCAGCUGGUUUCCUGUAUCCAGCUUUAAUGAUGGGUUGUGUUGGAGGUAUUUGUGCUUUAGCUAAUGCAAUGGGCAAAGAGCUGUGCGAUCUUCAACUCCUCUAUGAACAAGGAAAGCAUGAGGAAGCCCUGGAACUACAACAGAAGCUCAUUGCUCCAAAUACAGCAGUGACAAGGAAAUAUGGAGUUGCAGGACUCAAACAAGCAAUGGAAUGGUUUGGUUUUCAUGGAGGACCUCCACGUCUUCCAAUGCUACCACUCAACAGAGAGCAGAUAACUGAACUCAAGAAAGAGUUCACAACUAGAGGGUUUAAAGUCUGA
Molecule: messenger RNA, 993 nt
Organism: Acanthosepion pharaonis
Lineage: Eukaryota; Metazoa; Mollusca; Cephalopoda; Sepiida; Sepiidae
Source: the annotation of a GenBank genome assembly